Molecule: messenger RNA, 10519 nt
Organism: Phascolarctos cinereus (koala)
Lineage: Eukaryota; Metazoa; Chordata; Mammalia; Diprotodontia; Phascolarctidae
Gene: GFRA1
Product: GDNF family receptor alpha 1
Biological process (GO): nervous system development
Cellular component (GO): external side of plasma membrane; signaling receptor complex
Molecular function (GO): signaling receptor activity
Source: RefSeq, a predicted model, not a curated record
UGAAGAACAUCGGGAACUGGGAUUGAACACGUGUGAAUGGCUGUGGGGCACUCCGCUAAGCCUGAUGGUAAGAGCCCAGUAUUGGCCAGCUAGGUCUUCACAGAAGUCAUUUGAAGCAGAGACCCGGAAGGGCUAACUAUGAAUUAAUUGCCCAGAGUAGGGAAGAGACUGAGAUGCUUUGAAAUUCAGCCCUGAGAGCAACUAUCAUCAUAGCAGAGAGAGUCAAAAGUGAUUAAUAGUAAGAAACUAAGAGGAGGAAAGACUGAAAUUAUCUAUGACCUCAGUAGGAAGAAAACUCCAAGGACAAGCAGAUAAACCAACAAGGAAGACAUUAACAGCAGAAGGAAAAUUGUCCUCCAUAUCUGGUAAAAAAAAAAAAAGUAAAAUGUCUACAAAUAAAUGCUACAAGACAAAGGAAAAUUUUUCCAUCCUUGAGGAAGCAGAGGACUCUGUGGGUUUCAAGGAAAGCAUGGAAUCUCAGCACGCCGUUCCUGAAUUGCUGAAAAGAAAAAAAAAUAAUUGUGAGGGAAGAAUAUAUGGCCUUCAGUAGAUAUGAUUGGCAGAAUAGAAAGAUGUAAACCAAUGGUGGCUGGUCUCACCAAAGAAACAAGAGACAAAAACUGAUUGGGAAUGCAAAUACAUGGAACUGGAGACCAUCUGGAAGAAGAAAAGCAGGGAUAAUAUGCAGAAAGGAACGGAAGCUCUGUCCUCAUUCCACAGUCGACAACGCUCCUCCGUAGCAGCCGGAACAAGACACCUCCUCGGACUUUUGGGGAAACCUCCUUGGAGAUCCAUCUCCCUCUGGCUGCCCUCGUGCAGCUUGGGAGCGUUCCCUGGCUUUUAACAACGUAUCCCAAGAAGAGGACCCUCCCAGCGAGAAAACCGAGGUUGGGUCGGACGUGAAACCCUAAAAGCGCAGAAAUCCUUCAGCCCCUCCAUUGCCUUCGGAUCCCAAGAACCAGCAGCCGCGGCUGUGCCUGAGGACGGAGUUUUGCUCUUGAACUCGAUGGAUCUGAACUUUGGGCUGCAGAAUCAUCAGUGCGGCUGUUGGGAGAUCGCUACGUGCUGAUCUCCGGCAAGGGACGGCUGCUAAUUAUUAUUAUUAUUAUUAUUUUUGUGGGGGGUGACCAAUAGCUGGGCGCUCGGCACAAUGUUUCUUGCCACCUUGUACUUCGUGCUGCCGCUCGUGGAUAUCCUUUUGACAGCCGAAGUCAGUGGCGGGGACCAUUUGGACUGUGUGAAAGCCAGCGACCAGUGUCUCAAAGAGCAGAGCUGUAGUACCAAGUACAGAACCCUGAGGCAGUGUGUGGCGGGCAAAGAGACCAACUUCAGCCUGGCAUCUGGGCUGGAGGCGAAGGAUGAGUGCAGGAAUGCUAUGGAGGCUCUGAAGCAAAAGGCACUUUACAAUUGUCGGUGUAAGAGGGGCAUGAAGAAGGAGAAGAAUUGCCUGCGCAUUUAUUGGAGCAUGUACCAAAGCUUGCAGGGAAAUGACUUGCUUGAAGAUUCCCCAUAUGAACCAGUUAACAGCAGAUUAUCAGAUAUAUUACGACUAGUCCCACAUAUGCCAGAUGUUUUCCAGCAAGUGGAGACUAUUUCAAAGGGGAACAACUGCCUGGAUGCUGCUAAAGCCUGCAACCUCAAUGACACCUGCAAGAAGUACCGAUCAGCGUACAUCACCCCUUGCACCACCAGCCUGACCAAUGAAGUCUGCAACAGGAGGAAGUGCCACAAGGCCCUGCGGCAGUUUUUUGACAAGGUUCCCCCCAAGCAUAGCUAUGGGAUGCUCUUCUGCUCCUGCCAAGACAUAGCCUGCACAGAGAGAAGACGGCAGACCAUUGUGCCUCUGUGUUCUUAUGAGGAAAAGGAGAAGCCAAACUGUUUGAAUUUGCAGGAUUCCUGCAAGACGAAUUACAUCUGCAGAUCUCGCCUUGCGGAUUUUUUCACAAACUGCCAGCCUGAAUCACGGUCUGUUAGCAGCUGUCUAAAGGAAAACUAUGCUGACUGCCUUCUUGCCUACUCUGGGCUUAUUGGCACGGUGAUGACACCUAACUAUAUAGAUUCUAACAGCCUCAGUGUGGCCCCAUGGUGUGACUGUAACAACAGUGGUAAUGACUUAGAAGAAUGCCUGAAAUUUUUGAAUUUCUUCAAGGACAACAUGUGUCUCAAAAAUGCAAUCCAAGCCUUUGGCAAUGGCUCUGAUGUGAACGUGUGGCAGCCGGUCCUCCCCGGACAGACCACCACAGCCACGACCACAACAACCUUCAGAAUCAGGAGCAACAAGUCUCUGGGCUCAGGGUCAGAGAAUGAAAUCUCAUCCCAUGUUUUGCCACCUUGUGCAAACCUACAGGCACAGAAGCUAAAAUCCAAUGCUUCAGGAAAUCCACACCUCUGCCUGGCUGAUCGGGAUUUUGACAAAGACAGAGCUGGGGGCUCCAGCCAAAUGGCCUCAGACUCAGCGGCUACGCCUACGAGUGGGAGGCUAAGCAAAUUCACGAUCCUGGCCAUCAUCGCAUUGAAGACCUUCUUGUCCAUAAGUCUGGCAGAAACAUUGUAGCCCUACUAACAAACAAACAAAACAACCACAUAUGGACGUGUACAAAAACAAAACAAAAAAAAAGCCGUUUCCUGUUCUUUGUUGUCUCUCUGAAAUUCCAGUUUUAGGAGCUAAGUUGAAGCAGUCUGCUAAAAGAGUUUCAUUCAACUGGAAUUUUUUUUUUUUUAAAGAAAGUUUCUUGUGAUAUUUAGGGGGCCUUUGUGGAAUGCUUGAUGCAGUGCUGCAUUCCAAACCCAAAAGGCUUUUGAACAUGCUGUAUUUUAAAGAGACAGUAUGUAAAUUUGGCUAUAAAACAAAUAGGCUUUUUAUUAUUAAUUAAUUUUUAAAUGGUUUUAACCCUGGCCUUUAUUUUUAGGGGGGACUAAGUUUGUUUUCCUCCCUAUUUCACUGAACAGCUUUGGUUUUAAAUUAAGCAAACUUCAGACUUACGGAGAUGACAGGCUUUUGUCAAAAGUUCUCACCAAGAGUGGACUUUAUGAAAACAUUUCCUUCUCAUAGACUGCUACUGAUGUUAAGCUUUCUAAAUGUAUUAGCAUCUUCCUUCUCAAUGUUUAUGAACUCUUAAGUGGUUUUGCAUUCUCUCCUGCUAAAACAUGGUAUGUCACAUACAGAUGUAAUGUAUGUUUCUCAGUUAUGAUUUCAUAAAAAAGGGGGGUGGUGGGAGUUUGCAACUUGCUAACGGUAUGUUAAUCAUUUAAAUACAUUCAUCUAAGCCUUAUAUGGGUGAGAAUUCCUUAAACUAACAAAGAGUCAGACAUAAUGGAAGCUUAACUCUAAUAAUCUUUACAUUUAUGAGAUUAUAUAUAGAAACAAAUUUUACUAAAUGGUUUCAAAUGUUGGCUUUCUAUAUUUUGGACCUAAUAAUACUAUCCCCAUUUUUUACUGUUGGUUUAAUACAAAAUACAUGGAGUUAAUUUCCCUCUCAUAGAACGUUUUAUCUGCCUAUGUUAGUAACACUAUAAAUAUAACUCCUUAAAAGCAGAAUUCUAGGAGCCUUAUGCUUUAUCAGAAAGCUCUGCAUCACAUUAUGGUAGACAGGAGCAGGGGGGAAACAGAGAAUCCUAAAGCUUAAUCAUUGACCAUUCAUGUAGAUAUGCUAGGAGUCUCAUCUGAAGGGGGGGAUGUCGGUCACUUAACAAAAUGGUCUAGGUCUAAUGGCCACAUUGCUAGUUCAUGUAAUGUAAUGAUUCUGGAUUUGUUUCCCUUAACAAGGACAGCCUUUACUGGAUGAGGCAAAAUUCUCUGCUCUAUCCUUCAAGAUCAGCACAGUUCCUUUCCUGAGGGUUGUCUUUACCUUUAACUGUGACGGCUUAGUUACUCUUACAGGCAGUUAUGUCUAAAUGAUCCAGAGUAAUCUAGUUUUAUUGAGUUGCAUCUCUUCCCCCUUCCUCCCCCUCCCCCCCCCAUUCUCCUACCUCUUCCAUGACAGACGAUAACGGAGUUAAGGCAAAAAGUUCAUUAUGUUGGAUUUAGAGUCCUGAAGUAAAACUUCCACGGUAAUAUACUGGGUCCAUCGUGAUUGUUUAGUUACUAUAGGACAAAGAUAAAAAUAGGGACCCUUAAAUUACAAAGUACAGGGCUGCCUCAGUGUAGAGAAAAGCUGCAUAAUGUUGGCAAAACAUCGGGUCCAUAGAUCUACACGUUCUCUUCUAUAAUUCUUUUUUUAUUAACCUGAUACAGUUCUAAAGUAGGUUUUUGAGACCUGGGUAUUUUUGAGGUAAAUUAGAUCCAAGGUAUAUUCUGAUAUGUUUGUAAGACUGUGCACCCCUCUAGACAGAGUAAACUCAGUAACAGCAUUUCUGUUUGAUUUAAUGCUGAUAAAUUGGAGUUUUCUUUUGAAUUCAGCAGAGAGGCUUUGGGGGAAGAAAUCCACACUUGGUGCAUGCCAUCUUAGCAUACAUAGUCCCCCGCCUUCCACUCAUGCUGCUGUUUUCCUCCUGAGUGUUGAUCAAAUUAUUGAAAGGGGAAAAAAACUAAUGGUGAGAAAGAAGAAGAAAUGUCUUUUGUGCAACCAAGGUAAAGACCUAGUUUUUCAAGUGUAAUUGAGUUAGAAGCAUAUUCAUACACAAAUGCUUUUGAAUGCAUAGUUCUAACCAUAAUUGCCAACAUUCUUCAGUAGCAAAUGGUCUUGAGAUAAACUUGAUGCCUAUUUGAUCUGUGAAAACUUCCUGAAAUAUACUGCUUGGAACGAACACAUUAAGUGUGUUGAAAUAUCUGGAAGACUAACAAUUAGUAAAUAUCUCUUAAAGAACAUAUUUUGCUUUAAUUACGCUAUCUUUGUAUCUACACUCAGCUAAUUACAUAUGGGUCUGAUGCAGUGUAGGCCACUAUAAAACGCUAUUGAUUACUUCUGCUGUAAACAGCAGCUCUAAUUAGCUUCAGAUGACCAAAGAGGAAAUGGCAGUUAUCAGAUCUAACAAGGGUCGCCUUCAGUAAUAAGCUCAUGGAUAUAAAACAGACAUAAAUUAUAUUUUGAAAAGCCUCAUCUAUCACCAACAAGAAAGUUCUUGUUUUUCUUCAAAGCCAAAAGCAUAUGAUAGUUUCCAAAUCCUUAAUUUGAAAAUAAAUUGCUUAUUAAACAAACAGGAUAUGGGAAUGGAUUUUGCAUGUCCAAUCUUUUAUUGAAGUUCUUCUGGACUUAAGGCAGUUGAGAUUGGCAUAAAUUCUUUCUAGUUGAAUGUGACAUGAGUGAUGUCAGCUUAACAGGGUAACCUUGUCAACACUGUCAUUUGCACCAGCCCUGGAGUAAGCAAAUGACGUAGUUCUUUUCCAUUGAUUGUCUCCAUUGAAUGUUGACAAAUAAGGGCCCAGAAAACUCAAGUGUCUCCUCCCUUAGUUUUUAGCUUAUGUGUUUUUGGAGCCACCAAAUAUGAUAGUUAGCCAUUGGAAUAGGGGAAGAAGCAAUCGAUUCAAGACUGUAAGUGCACUGGAAGUUUCUAGGAUGAGGCUGAUUUUAAACAGGAACUAAUAAAUAUUUAGGGCAAGUCCCAGAGUCAGGAAAGUCCUGCUGCCCUUUUUGGUUCAAAAAAACAAAACAAAACAAAACAAGCAGUUCUGCUAAAGGAAUUAGAAGCACAGUCCAAUUUGACAUUGGCUUUAUUUGACCAAUUUUUAGUAUCUCAAUUAUAGCACACAAAGGAAAAAAAGAGUGCACAAUGUAAAGUGGGGAUGCAAAAUGCUGACCACAUGCCUAUUUUACCAUAUCUGUUUUGUCCAAACCAUUAAUAGAAAUCUAGGAUGAGAAUUACAGAGAAUAUUUUUGGUUAAGAGUAACAAUUGUAUGUCUAUUACAUAUAGUUAUUUGACUGGGUGGUUUCUAUUUUAAAUGUAAAAAGAAAAUCUUUCUUCUGAAGUUAGCACAGAGCAUUAGAUACCAUGUCUGGGAGUUCGUAAAUGACUGUGCAGUGCCCCUUUCAGAACUGUCACCUUUAAUUUGGUCUAUAUUAAGACCAGUUCCUAUCUUAAAUGUACACAGAGGGUGGGUAGUCUCCAUUGCAUCCUAGGCCCCACAUGCUACUCUCUUCUCCAAAUCAGAUACUCCUUCCUAAACACUCCAUCUGCUGAACAAAGGAAGUGGGAGAACUGAAGCACUUUUGAAUCAGUGUGAGUACUCGGUGGGGGGAGGGAGAAGAGAUGUGGGAGCAGUGGGAGUUCAUAUAAUUAGCAAAAUCUUUUCUUAGAUUCCAGCUUUAAAUGGAUUUCUGUUGUUGUUUAUGAAAUAGUGGCCUCAGAAGAGCUGCUUUUCCAAAAAUAAGUUCUCAUUCAUGUCGCCAGGCAUAUACUACUUAUUUGAAAAAUAAACCAUAUGAAAGAAAGUGUCACUUGAGUAAAUAACAUGGGCUUAUAAAUUCCCAUACAACCUAGUUUUUGGCCCCUGUUGAUCAGUUUCCCUCCCAACAUUCUCUGUCUUACCUCUGUGAUGUAUGGUAAAGGUAAGCCAGACCAAGAAACUAUCUUCCAGGUUCAAAGUGAAUAAACAAUAAUGACUUAGAGUAUUGGUCCAAAAAACUGAAGUGGUCAGAGCACCAGCAAGGGUAAACUGAAGUCAUUCCAGAGAUUUCUGUGGGAAAGGCAUAGUAUUUGCCAAGGAAAGGAAACUUUAAGAUGGGAGAAAGAGCAUCAGGAUGGAACACUGAAUGGCUGGCAAAAUCACUGGUCCAGGAGUGAAUGUAUCAUACACCCGUGAUAAUAUUCCUCAUUGCUUAGGGUUGGCAACUUACACCCAACAAAAUAGAGGGAAGGUUACCUUCUUUGAAAACUGAAAGCCCUUUUGAGGAAGGCGUAAACAAAUAACUGAUGAACUUAGGGUUAACUGUUCUUGUUUCAGAGCUUUGAAAAUAAAACAAAAUCAAUUCUGUUUGUAGGUUUUUAGAAGCUCAGGGUUUUUUUUGUUUGUUUUCCCCAUCAUCCUCAAGAUAGCCCUCAAGUUUUAACUGAUAAUUCUUGCCAUUGUCUGCUUCACUUAUGGAUAGUAGGCAGCCUUAUUCUUAAGAUGCCAGGUAUUUUAAACCAAUUUGCCAGAUUCUUAUGAUUCUCCACUGCAGAAUUCCUGAACUGCGUGCUUAUGCUUCAGUCCAAAUGGGUUUGGCUCAGCUCGUGAUCAUUUUUCCAUAAAACAUCUGAACUAUGGAAUUGGCGUAUAUUAUCUUGUUAAUGGGAUGUGCACCAUGGGUGGCAAAAAUCAGUCAACUCCCCAUGAAAUUUCAUCUAGAUAGAUUUGCUUUGUUUCUUCUGAAAUUGGUUAUUGACCUUUCUGGUUGUCUACUUGAUUUGCCUUCUUCCCCUUUCCAUUUCCCCUACUGGCCUAAUUUAGUUUCUCUCUCCUCGAAGUUCUGUUCUCGUGUUAACUCUGAAGUUAGGCCUAAUCAAACAUAUACCAGAAUCCUUUUGCAUGCUUAGUCUUGGCUCCCUCAAAGCCUGUCUGCCAUCUCUUUUUAGGAGUAAGGGUGUAAUCCAUCUUUCCCAUACAUCAUCCCAGGAUAGGAGAUUGGCUCUGAAAUCCUAACCAGGGAAGUCGCAUCAGCACCAUCACUGAACUGGUUUGACAUUGUCCUUAAUUUGAUUGCAGUGGAUUUCUGAACGGGAGGGAAUUCUUGUUAUUGAUAAGACAGUGGUCAAACAUUCACAGACCUGAAAUCUUCCUAAAUGUUGUCCAUACUACAGCACAUUGGGAAUAGAGCAAGCCUUGGCCAUAUUUAUUUCUGUAGACUAGGGAAAAAGGAAACAUCCUGAUAUUCAUUCAAGGUCUUGGUCUCUGAAGGUCUCCAACCUCGUUUGACCAGCACAGCUGUGACUGAGGCUGCUCGCCUCUAGCAGGUGCCAAUAGCAGCAUCCUGUCAUGCUGCCAUGUGGAAUUCAUUUUUGCCAAGGGCAGCUGCCAAGCCCAAUAGCCAGCUUAAGUAGGAGGCUUUCUCUGAUUUGACCUCUUUUCCUAACCGAGCCAGAUUCCUUUGCUUCCUUUUUGCCAUUUGCCCAUAAUGGAAGAAGAUUGGCUUAGACAUCUUGGGUGAGGAUUAGAUGAUGUUCCGUCAUACGGGCACAAGCAACAUGCCUUGUCUCCAAAUUCUCCUUCCUCCUUGACCUUGCUCUUCCCAAGAAGACUUCAUUGGAUCUUAGAAGAAAUCAUAUUAAGGCAUCUCUGUACCAUCCAGCUAGCAUUGAGCUCAUACAUUGUGGUUUUGAAUUUUCAUACCUGAGGUCCACAAGUCAAUUUAAGUGUGAAUCUUGGUGGGGUAGGAAAGGUGGGUUAGACAGAGGCAAGAGAUCUAAGACGCUUGAAGUCGACCUAGUUUGACUUCCUUUGCGUACCCCAUACUCUGUUGAACAGUGCCAGCUAAAAGGUGCUUUCAGUCCCUGACAGGAGCUGAGCUCUGAAGAGGUAAUGAUCUGCAGGGCUUUUCAUCUUUAACUCAUGAGAUCAAAUCCAGAGCAGCCUGGAAAAGGGAGAAGAAAGGCCUAAUUCCCCAAAGACCUCCAGUGGGAGGGGGAAGGGAUAUCUGCAAGUCAGACAACCAGCUCCCCUGCUGAGGAGAGAAAUUGAGCAAGCAGGCCUGCUUAUAGCUUUGGAAGUCUGAUUCCCUCCUGAACUCAUGACUGCUGAGGUAGGGAGUAAGCUGCCCAUGUGGAAGGAAGGGCAAAUGUCUCUUCUCUGGUCUUUUGCACAGACACUAAAUUGCCUUUAUAAUUACCUUAUGAAUUUACUUUUUAGAGUUUGAGUCUCUGCGAGAAAAGUCCAACCAAGCUUGCCAGCCACAGCCACUAACCUAUUACAGGCAGACACAGAGCAGGGGCAGUCAUAUUUGCCCUUAACGAUGAACCUAAAGUGAAGGCAGCCAUAACAACCCCUGAAUCACUCCACUGAGCCUUUGGGAAGUACAAAUUCUGCCAAGUCCAAAAGCCAGUGGAGCUGCUGAAGCCAUAAGGUAAUAGGAAGUUAUUUUAUCAGAAACCACUUCCCCACCCCCCACCCCCUGUCCAGUGCAAAGCAGCACAUAAGGAAAAACCUGAGAAAGUAAAAUAAAUUUUGAUUGGAGUGGCAGCAAACCCACAACUGUGAAAUGAUACUGCCUGGUGUGCAGAGAUGCAACUUGGACCUAGCAUAGUAAGAAUUAAGUUUAAAAAAUUCUGACAAGGUAAAUAGAUAGCCUAGACUUACAAGGGAGGUGGGAAGGUUACCAGUGUCUUGGAAAUGACUGAAGGUUGUCAGCCAGGAUCUCUCCAGUCAUCGCUCCUGGUGAAGGUGCUGGAUUUCCCUUCAGUGUGUUGGCAUCUAACUCCAAGGCUUAGCAGUGCUCACAAUGGGAUGCUCCUCAGGUUGCAGCUGGUGGGAGUGGGAGUGGGCACAUGAGACAGAGGGUUAUGGGAAACCUGCAUUCUCUCCCUGGCGUGUUAAGUGUGCUUGAUCUGGAAUCUGGCUUUCUAUUUUCCCCUUUUCUCUGGAGGCACUUCUGAAUGCAGAAAAGGAAACUGAUAAAGGUGGACUGACUCCCAGAUUGCUCUGCCUCAUUUGGCUGUGGUCUAACUCUAUCAGGCAGUGUUUUGGAUAUGCUCCAUGCUUUUGUUUUCUGGAUAUUCAAAGAUUCAACUUAAGGGGGCUGAAGGAAAAGCUUCAGAAGAAACAAAGCCCAGUGUAGGGCACAGGGUGGGAUGAGUGGAGAGUUUCAGUUUCUCAACUAUUUAAUCUUUUCUCCCCUCUUCUUCCCCAUCUGCCAAAGACCUACUGGCACUACUUUUACUUAAUAUGGGGCUUACAAAGUGGUGUGUGCAUGAUCCUUCAAUAUUGAAACAAUUGGCCCUAUUUAAUCCAGCUCAUGUGGAGAAGUGAUGUGAGGUAUCCAGACGUUUUUUUUCCUUCUGAAUGGAUGUUUUUGGAUCUCCUCUAUUUGGGAGUAUGUCCACGUUUUUGUUCUGUAUGAUACAGGUUGGCAAGAACUACAGUGUAGGGAGAGGAGAAUAAGGAAUCUGAAAUGGGUCUAUGUUGUGAUGAAAUCCCCAGAAAGGGGCCUACUUGCUCCCACCUCCAUCGGUACCCAUGGUAUGGUUUGGAGGUGAUGUCUGCAGUGUCCACAAUGAUUAGAGCCUGCAGACUGGGAGCUUAUUCAUUGCUUUUGUUUCUGGUAUUUAUUUUAUACCACCUACUAACCAAGUACCUCCAUUUCUGGAGGACCCUAUACGCUUCCCUUGUUCUCUUGUGUAUAUUCUAUAUAUGCUGUACUAAGGAACUCUGUAGAUUUCCCCAGGAUUGUUAUACUGUAUGAAGUCUUCUCACAGCCAUUUUGCAAGGUACUUUAUUGCCAAUACCCACGGAAGAGGGUUUAGUGUGGAAAAAAGGACUAUGGAAGUGAUUUUGUGAUGUUUGAAUUUUCUGUUAGUAUAUUGCUCAUGCACUACAAACUGUACAUAGCACCUUUCCCCACCCCCAAAAUAUCCUAAUAAACAUUGUUUUCUUUUUUUAAAAAAAAAAAA